This is a messenger RNA of Colletotrichum chrysophilum, 816 nucleotides long. RefSeq lists its product as uncharacterized. NCBI's taxonomy places the organism in Eukaryota, Fungi, Ascomycota, Sordariomycetes, Glomerellales, Glomerellaceae. Bases 1 to 816 code for a protein of 271 amino acids. The record is from RefSeq and is a predicted model, not a curated record. The transcript has 2 exons.
AUGGCCAAGUCAGACGGCCCGCUUCGCGAUGCGACCCAAGUCGCCAUCUGCCCCGAUCAGAAGGCGCUAGCCCAGAUACCCUUCAUAGAGUUCAUCAUCGGCACCAAUGGAAUCUCGUCAUUCGCCACCAAGACGAUUGCGCGCCGCGCUACCGAGCUUCUCAAUGCGUACUUCGCCGUCGUUGAUGUGGCCCACGAGAAGAAUCUGAAGGCAGCGCGGCAACCGAACAAGGCCUGGGAUUUAGCUUUGGAGUAUCUGCGCACUAAGAACUCGCCUGCCUACUCAGUCACAGAUGAGAAGAUGCAGCUGGUCAUGGUAGCCUUUGCGGAUGCCCGCAUGCGCUACCUCGACAACGGUGACAGAGGAAAGAAGGUUCCCCUCAAGUCAAGCUUCUUCGAGACCCUCGCCGAGUUGCUGGACAAGUUCAAUGAAAUGCGUUACCCUCCCGCUCUGUCUCUCGAGUCCCAGACCUCCGAAGACGCCACUGCUUCUACCGCGCCAUCAACGCCAGCCGACCUCCCCUCCCGUCAAGCUACCCCCGAAGUCACAGAAGACUCCCUCUUCGUCAGCAGUCCCGAGCCUAAUGACCGCACCGCUGCCUCUGGCCCCUGGCCUCUUCAGCAUGAUGACAGUCUCACGUUCUCGCUUUUCGAGGAACUUCAGCAAGUGAAGGACGAUUUGGAAGAGGCCAGGGCUACAAUCGUGGAGAUGAAGAAGGAGAACAAGAAGGAGAAGGAGAUGACAAAGCGCAUGGUCUGGUGCGCUGCACUCCCGGCCAUGAACGAGCUCCGUGAACUGCAAGGUCAGCCGGCCUAG